Molecule: messenger RNA, 1487 nt
Organism: Aegilops tauschii subsp. strangulata
Lineage: Eukaryota; Viridiplantae; Streptophyta; Magnoliopsida; Poales; Poaceae
Source: RefSeq, a predicted model, not a curated record
AGCUAUAGCGAAGGGAAAGCAGCACCCGAGGAAACCCUAACCACCAUCGAUUGAUUGAGCGGCGGAGAUGGAGACGGUGAGCAGCGGAUUCGCGGGGUUCAAGAUCUACACCAGCGACGAAGAUGGCGCAUCAAGACCGGCCGGCGGAACUCGCGGGGUUGCGACGACCGGGAAGGAGGUCAGCAGCAGCAGCAAGGUCGGGGAAAGCACCCGGCGGGAGGGCCGAGGUCUUCGCGAUGCGAACCGGAUAGGCGGCGAAAGGGCAAGGCGGGAGCGCCAACUUCUUCGCGAUUCGUUCAAUUCAGUGCCUGGGAAGAAGAAUCCUCCACCUCGAGACGACGAGAAAGAUGAGGGUGCGAUCCCCAUCUACCGUCUUGCCUGGGAUACCUCCUUCGGCGGCGUCUGCGGCUCCUUCGACGACGAAACUGCCCUUGGUCCCAUGCGCUAUACAUCUGGACCUAUCCCAGAGAAUGCUGUUCCAGCCAGCACCUUGCAGAUCUUCUCUGUCAGAGUUACUGACCUGAAAGACGGUCUCUGGUGGCCACUUCAUGUCUAUGGCUUCGUUGCCACCAGAGGCGGGGCAGAUCAUAAUCGCAACUUUCUCUUCAGGCGCACCAGGGAUAACUGCCAAAUCCUUACCAAAAAGGAUCCAGUUUUGCUGUUAACAGGCCCGUCUCGCGCAGUCUUGUUGGCUGGUCUGGUCACCUUCGAAGUACAGCUGAUGGCAAAGAGCAAAACUGAACUUGCAGAUCAAGUGCUGGCUUCCAAAGUCUUCUAUUUCCACCAGGGAUCUCGUCGAGAAGACAGUAUUUGUACACGCAUCCCCUACAAGCAUUGUACGCUCGAGUUUGCGCUCGCGCCUCUGCGGCAUUCGGUCGAGGCCACCGUCACUGUCCAGCUCGUCGACGGGUCGUGGCCGGACGGUCACCAGGGGCAGGUCUUCUCCUGCACCGACAGCAUAAAAGAUACCAAGAUGUUGCUGCUUGACUGUCCAGAUGGAACGAUGCCCAUCGGUCCGGACGGCAUGUUUGAGCUCUCCAGGCGCGUUGUUUGCACAGAGCUGGGCGGGAGGGAUAAGCUCAUGGUGUCCGUGCAGGCGCGCCGCGUCGGUUUCCUUACGAGAAAUCAGGCCGUCUUCGAGCCCAAGAUGUCCGGGACGAGCGUUGGCAUGUGUGAUCUUCGUUUCUGCAAGAUGCAGGUCACCGUUGCUUGGUCCCUGCUCUCCACCUCUGGCACACAUGCCGGUGGCAAGUAGCAGGGGCUGUCUGGUAAUGUGUGCUAAGCCAUGGAUGGGAGAGAGGUAUUCUCUGUUUAGCCCAAAGUUGUCCAAAGUGGUGCUCGCUAAAUAAAUCAUGCCACUCCCCUGUGUACUAGCAUGUCGUUUAUUUGGUCCUGUGUUUUCUCAGCUCCGUUGUAAGCUUGUGGUGGGCCUUUGUUGUGAGACGAUUGUUCGUUGUAAUAUAAUAUAAUGGUCUAGGAUUUGGGCA